Messenger RNA from Emericellopsis atlantica, 2578 nucleotides. Its product is annotated as transcriptional regulatory protein GAL4. Gene Ontology annotation, cellular component: nucleus. Gene Ontology annotation, biological process: DNA-templated transcription; positive regulation of transcription from RNA polymerase II promoter by galactose. The transcript has 9 exons. Gene Ontology annotation, molecular function: RNA polymerase II cis-regulatory region sequence-specific DNA binding; zinc ion binding; DNA-binding transcription factor activity, RNA polymerase II-specific. The coding region runs from base 61 to 2352 and encodes 763 amino acids. The record is from RefSeq and is a predicted model, not a curated record. Lineage: Eukaryota; Fungi; Ascomycota; Sordariomycetes; Hypocreales; Bionectriaceae.
CGCGAAUCCCGAGACGGGCACAGAGCAGCUCUUGAGGAUAACGAGUGUCCACGAACGGCCAUGUCCGAGCAGAUCAAUCAUGCCGAAACGCAUCGCACGAGACCAGCGAGCGAUGUUGCAUCUGGUCCGAACAAGAGGCGAAGGGUGGCAUUAGCCUGUGCCAACUGCAGACACCGCAAAACACGUUGCGAUGGCAGACGGCCGAAAUGCUCUCUGUGCACCGAGCUGGGGUGUGAGUGUCUUUAUGAACAAGCGGGAGUCACCACCAGCCUCACUGUCGGGCGCAGCUAUCUUGAACGCCUUGAAAAGCGUCUUAAGAAGAUUGAGUCCGCUUUGGGGCAAGUCCAGGACAGACAAGCAUCGGAAACCCUGAGUCCGGCCAAGUCUUUGAUCAACGGAAAAACCGGGGAUGAUCAAGAUGACGAUGUUAGGCAAAGUAAUGUUGGCUCGAGGGAAUCUGAACACCUCGAGUACGGAGGUAUCGGAGAACUUGACACGGCGGAGGACUCCAUAGAUGGAAUGGGCGCGAUCAAGUUCACAGAUGAGGAGGACUGGGGAUAUUUUGGUCCGUCAUCCAACAUUGCCUUUCUAAGGCAUAUCUCCUUGGCCUUGGCCCGUGUCGGCGAUCCUAGCCCGGCGUUACCGUCACCGUCCAAUCCGGCUGGCGCCGUCGCUGGAGGCAUGAGUGUAUCACGGCCACACCACGCCGAGGAAGAGGGUGCCGGCCACUACCGGGGCCGCGUGCGAGAUGUUGUCAACAUCCACGGACUGCCGUCCGAGGAGCGCACCUGGAUCCUGAUCAAGGAGUACUUUCAAAAGACCGGGCAGCUUCUCCCCUUUGUACAUGAGGAGUCCUUUUGUGCGACCUAUUUCGAGAUGAAGAGGAACAACUUCAAAAUGGCGCGGAGAACAUGGCUGGGUCUUCUCAACAUCAUACUCGCCAUGGCAACAACCUUGCAUGUGGAGGCGGGCAUGUCAGCGGAGGAAAGAAUCGAGGAGUCCGACGUGUACUACCAGAGGGCCAACGGACUGUGCGACAAGGAGUCGAGGCGGAAUAUUAGCCUCGAGCUAGUGCAAUACCUCUUGGUGCUUGGGCAGUAUCUCCAAGGCACCCAAAAGUCCGUCCAGGCAUGGACGGUUCAUGGCCUGGCCAUUACCACGGCCUUUCAGCUCGGCCUCCAUUCUCCCAAGACGAACAAAGAUUUCCCGCCUCUCGAGGGCGAGAUUCGGAAGCGAGUUUGGUUUGGAUGUAUUAUGCUCGAUCGCUCUCUCAGCAUGACGUUCGGGCGACCAUCCAUGAUAACAGAAAGCUACCUCAAGUUGGAACUACCCAGCACGACCUUGCAGGUACUGGGACAAACGCCUAUGCCGUACCCGUCUCCUCAAAAGGACGGCAUGUUCUAUACUGCUACUCUAACAUUGUACAAUGUCAUGUACAAGAUCAUUGACACGUGCUACGGCCAGAAUCUCGGUCUCGAAGAGCACCAAACAGACUCGGAAAUCGUCUCGCUCGUGCUCAAAGGCGAAGAACAGCUCGACGCAUGGCGAGCCUCCCUCGCGCCUCUCCAGAUGUCCGUGUACAACACACCGCUGGGUCCCCAUGAUCUAGAGACAAUGGAAGUGGAAAACAUGACAACUGAAAGAUUCAUCAUCGUUCUUUCGGUGCGCUACCACAACCUGCAGAUCCUACUGCACCGCCCCAUGCUGGAGAGAUUCCUGAACGCAUGCGGAUCUGCCGGUGCCAAUGCGAGCAACGUGAACCCAGCCAAGGGCAGCGGAGGAGAGCGUGGCAUGUUGCAGCACCUCUGGAGCAGCAGUAUCGAGACAUGCAUCAAUUCCGCCGUGGUGCAUUCCGUUGUGCGCACUGUGGUGCUCUCGAGCGGCUGGCGUCGCGACCUCCUUGGUGCUUGGAAUUAUUCUUUAUUCUACACGUUCAACGCUGGUUUGGUAAUAUUCGCCGCCAUGCAGGUGGCGCACGACGAUUGCAAGAAGGAUCCCGCUCGUGUCUCACGUUGGAAGUUUGUCGAAGACGCUCUGCCCUAUUUCAACAUGGCUGUCGAGGCAUUGCAGAAUCUCGACCGCGGGAAUCGUGUGGUCGAACGAUGCGUCAGCUAUUUAUCCCAGCUCAGUCUAGGCCCCAUUGCCUCCUCCUCUUUAGAUGAUGCGAUGGCGCAAUACGGCCAGCACACCCACGGACGAAGCACGCCGGCAGGGGGCGCCACCCAGUUAUCGUCAGCGCGGGCCAUGGCGUCGAUGACGGCGCCUAGCCAAGUGCCGAUAGAGAUUGACCUGAAUGAGUUUAUGCUUGAUACGGAUCUGGACUUUUUCAGCCGAAGUUUCGAUAUAAACUGAGUAUACAGCGGUGGGGUUUCGACUGGCACCAGCGUUUCUAUUGUCAGUCGACUUUCUAGAGGAAACAAGAUCAGACCGCUGACAUCCUGGUUCCUGAUACAACUCGUCUGACGUAUAUGUUCAGUGCCGUCUGCAUUGAAGUAUUGGUGUCACAUAUCAGAAACAGAGCGUGAGUUGGAGAUUUUCGAUAGUCUGGUCUCACCCGUUCUUUCAUCGUUUAACCAGG